GUUCCCGAGUUCUCAGAGCUUCUUCAGAACAGCCCUCUUCAAAAAAGCCGAGACUCCUCGCCUGCUUAUAAAGACCUCCAAGAAGCUACACAUCUAGAUCCCGAGGAGGCGCCAAAGACCCCAGUCACCAGAACAGCGAAGCCUGAUGAUUUCAAAGUUUUAAAUGACAUUUCUGAGGUAGACGAUUUGAUGUUCUGUGAAGUGGCCAACCUUAUUGAAGCGGCCAAUUCUGGUGGGCCAACAGCCUCUUGUGAAAUAGACCAAGCCGUGCUUUUCAAGGCUUUUACACAGGGUUUAAAAUCACGAAAGGCUUUACUUCAACGUCGUAUGGGUAUUCUAUUCGAACAUCAAUACAAUCAGGAUGUGUCAUUCUGGCGUAGAGAGCUUCCCCGCAUGUUAAACAACAGUAGGGUUAAAACAAGCAAAUACCUCCGUUAAAAAACACAUAUGUAAAAAAACACAAGCACACACAUCCUUAAGUAGAGAAAUGGCGCCCCCUAUAGACCUAAGCGAGACAAUUGAAACCCUCUUAGCGGAAAUCCCUACAGAGCUCCAAGAUAUAAUUAACCAUAUGAAUGAUUCUGGGCUAAUUGACAUAGGGGCUAUAGAUGAAAACCUAUUAUCCCAGAUUCCCUCCGAACUCAUUGAAAUUAUUACACGUAUGAAUGAGUCAGGGUCUGCAGAUGAAAACAGGUUAUCACAGAUACCCGAAUCAAUCAUAUCUUUAAUUACCCAGAUGAACGAGAGCCCAAGGUUUAAUUCUGCACCCCCUACACCUCUAAGCCAUCCUUUAACACCCUUGUUCGAAGAGGAAACCCAAUACGAUGUUUUUGAACAGCUGAACAAAUGUCUAUCAAAUCUGGAGCGGGAAGGUCUUGAUCACAAUGUACAGAACGAAAGCCCUAGGUUUAAUUCUGCACCACCUACACCUCUAAGCCAGCCUUUAACACCCAUGUCUGAAGAGUCUGAAACCCAAUACGAUGUUUUUGAACAGUUGGACGAUUGUCUAGCAAAUCAGGAUGGGGAUGGUCUUGAUCGCAGUGAACAUGUUUUGUAUCGAAAUAAAUUCCACAAUAUUGAGGUUCGACAGUUUUUCAAUUUCGCAUGGGGGGGUCAGAUUCGGGAAUAUGCUGUGUUUUACGUAAUGCUUAUGGACACUUUGAAUGAACUGGUAGAUAGAGUUAGAGCUUAUAGCCAACCAAGGGAUACCUUACAGUUGGAAAUUUUAGGAGACAGUCUGCAGAGCCGUGUGUCGCUUAUUUUAAAUAGGGGUGAAGCAGAUCUUGAACAAUUUGUUAACCUGCUAGAACGCCUUGUUCAGUCAAAUUUAAACGUGCUAGCAGAUAGGACCCUCGAACUUGUAGUACAAUUAGUCCGGCCACCCCAAGGAGGCGGCGGGCAGAGACGUAAACUCGAUAGCCUGAUGCAGUCCGAAAUCAUAAGCAAUAAAAAGGCCUACCUCAUAAUCGUUCACAAUCAUGGUAAUAAGCUAUGCUUUGCCAUAGGUUUGGACCACUUACUCAGCCCAGGAUGUACAGAGCGCGAAGCGUUACAGAAAGCUCAAGAGCUACAAAAGGCUGUGGGUUUAGCAGGGCUAAUGACGCGCUCCUGA
Molecule: messenger RNA, 1612 nt
Organism: Salvelinus fontinalis (brook trout)
Lineage: Eukaryota; Metazoa; Chordata; Actinopteri; Salmoniformes; Salmonidae
Exons: 3
Coding region: 488-1612 (374 amino acids)
Source: RefSeq, a predicted model, not a curated record